Messenger RNA from Rangifer tarandus platyrhynchus (Svalbard reindeer), 825 nucleotides. The record is from the annotation of a GenBank genome assembly. Lineage: Eukaryota; Metazoa; Chordata; Mammalia; Artiodactyla; Cervidae.
AUGGGGCGAGAGCGCGGCACACUCGCACACACACAGCCCGCCGCGGCGGCUCGGGAGCCGCUCGGACCGGCUGCGGGGCAGCGGCCGCCCCCUCCUCCGGGGCUGCUCUCGCCGCUCCUCGGCGUGCCUCCCCGAGAGGGAGCAGAGCAGGGCGGAGCGGGCGCGGCCGCGGGGGCCGGGGCGGCCGGGGGCCGGCGCGCCAGGGCCGGGCUUCCGGAUCUGGGGGCCCGGUUCCGGCUCUUGGAGCGGAGCGGCCGCGGCUCUCGGAGCCGGUGCCAGCGCAGCCCGCCGGCCCGCCCGCCCGCCGGCCGCUCGCGCGCCAGCUUCCCCGGCGGCCGCUCGGCCGCCGCGCUGCCCCCGCCCUCCUUCCCCCGCCCUCCUCGGCGAACCGCGCGCGUCCCUUUCUUCCCGGGCCCCGAGCUCCGCGAACCGGCCUCGCCGAGAGCCUCCCAGCGCCGCGGGCCCCCACUCGCCGCCACCGCCGCCGCCAGCAGGAGCGCCCUCGGCCGAGAGAACGGCGCCGCGGGGCGCGCGGGGGCGACGGCGCCCGGGGCUCCGCUCCCGCCUGGAGGGGAGGGGAGUACCGCCGCCCCCUCUGCCCGCAGCAGCCUCGGCGGCGCCCCCAGGACACCCCGCCAAAGACGCCAUUGUGGCGGCCGAGCAGAGAGGGCCCCGGGGCGGUUUUUCUCCUUCCCCUCCCCGGUGCCCGGGCCGGACCGCCCCGCUCCCCUUUGUGAGCGGCGCCCGGUGCCCAGCUCUGUCCGCCGUCCGUCUCGGGCCGGGCUGAUCCGGAUCCGCCGCCUCCGCCCACCCGGGUGCCUUUAA